GCUCACUGCGUGAAUUCGAUAAAUUCCCGACCGCAGAAAAUUCAUGAAAUUCAGUACCCCUUUCUCUUCCAUUGUCAAAUUUUUUUCUCGUAGACACUCUAAUUCGAGCUCCAAGUAAAGACCCUUGACAUUGUUGAGUUUGGCCAAAAUGCCGGAUGUUCAUACCCUCGUUAAUGAUUUUCUGAAUCAGCUUAAAAAACGUAAAAUUGAAGGUUCUCAGGCCACAGCAAAGCUCACAGCAGAGUUGCUCCGGUCUGUGAUUUCACAGCAGCGAGUGCCACACACGAACCAAGCCACAACUCUGAUUAAUGCAGUGAGGGCUGUGGGGGAGCAGCUUAUUGCUGCUAAUCCUAUUGAGCUAGCUGUUGGAAAUAUUGUGAGGCGUGUUUUGCACAUUAUAAGGGAAGAGGAUCUUUCCCUUGCAACAGCUGCUAUGGAUGGUUUGGGGGUAUCAGCUGCAAGUGACGAUGAAGAUGAUGCGGAGCGAGAUGAAAAUCCUGUUUUAUCUGCGGCUGCUGUUGCAGCUGCUGCCAGAAGCACAUUGCGUCCACCGUCAUUGCAAACUCUUCUAGAGGAUACAUCUGAUUCAGCUGCUGCUCCCCCCACAUCUUCCUCAGGGGGUGAAUCUGACGGGAGAAGUAGAUCUGUGGAAAAAGGUUCAAGAGGGAGGAAAUUGAAGCAUGAUGUCAUCGAAGCAGUCAAUGAACUUAUUCAAGACAUAUCUACUUGCUAUGAACAAAUAGCUGAGCAGGCAGUGGAGCACAUUCAUCACAAUGAGGUAAUAUUAACAUUAGGCAGCUCAAAAACAGUGUUGGAAUUUCUUUAUGCUGCGAAGGAAAAACAGAGAUCAUUUAAGGUCUUUGUUGCUGAAGGGGCCCCUAGAUAUCAGGGACAUCUCCUUGCAAAAGAAUUGGCUGCUAGAGGCUUACAGACCACAGUAAUUACUGAUUCAGCUGUUUUUGCAAUGAUUUCUCGAGUGAACAUGGUUAUAGUUGGAGCUCAUGCUGUCAUGGCUAAUGGUGGAGUUAUUGCACCAGUGGGGUUAAAUAUGGCUGCACUUGCAGCUCAAAGGCAUGCUGUUCCAUUUGUUGUACUUGCUGGGAGUCACAAGUUGUGCCCUUUGUAUCCACACAAUCCUGAAGUCCUACUGAAUGAGCUGAGAUCCCCAUCUGAGCUACUUGACUUUGGGGAAUUCUCAGAUUGCAUGGAUUCUGCAAGCGGUGCCGGUUCUCUUCAUGUUGUUAAUCCAACAUUUGAUUACGUGCCACCAAAACUUGUUAGUCUCUUUAUUACUGACACAGGAGGGCAUAAUCCUUCCUAUAUGUACCGGCUCAUAGCUGAUUACUACUCAGCUGAUGAUUUGGUGGUGAAACGAAGACCCACUACAGGGAGUUGAGUUCAGAUACCCCAAAUUUUGUCCUAUAACUGUUGUUGGUGGUCUCUGAUGAACCAUGAGCCGGAGAUAUUUGUGUAGUAGAAAAUCUUAUUCAAUUGUAGUAAUUGGGGUGGAGAAAUUGUAACCGUGGAAAUGAUAUGGGAAAAUACAAAGUGAAACAAGGAAAAUUAUAUUUUUGUGGUUGCUGACUUCUUGGACAUAACCUUGUCGUUUUUGUUUUCGGUCCACUCGUGGGCAUUCAAGAGUAUCACUUGUCACCAUUUUUUUUAUUGUACAUCUUUGUUUCCACAUAAAGAAAUGAUAAUACUAUUUUCGUCUAUAAUAUACAAACUUCUAGUCUA
This is a messenger RNA of Glycine soja, 1737 nucleotides long. RefSeq names its product translation initiation factor eIF-2B subunit beta-like. The coding region runs from base 149 to 1396 and encodes 415 amino acids. Gene Ontology annotation, biological process: translational initiation. NCBI's taxonomy places the organism in Eukaryota, Viridiplantae, Streptophyta, Magnoliopsida, Fabales, Fabaceae. The record is from RefSeq and is a predicted model, not a curated record. Gene Ontology annotation, molecular function: guanyl-nucleotide exchange factor activity; translation initiation factor activity. The transcript is spliced from 11 exons. Gene Ontology annotation, cellular component: eukaryotic translation initiation factor 2B complex.